This is a messenger RNA of Mauremys mutica (yellowpond turtle), 3388 nucleotides long. RefSeq lists its product as uncharacterized. Lineage: Eukaryota; Metazoa; Chordata; Testudines; Geoemydidae. The transcript is spliced from 4 exons. Gene Ontology annotation, biological process: cellular response to lipopolysaccharide; negative regulation of T cell proliferation; immune response. Gene Ontology annotation, cellular component: external side of plasma membrane. Bases 548 to 1444 code for a protein of 298 amino acids. The record is from RefSeq and is a predicted model, not a curated record.
CUCUGUGCCCUGGUCUGUGAAGGGUUGGGUGUUUUAACCCUUCAGGCACUGAGCCGUGCUCCCACCCUUCACUCCAGCUUCACGUAGUUCUUUCUCUGGGAAUUUCCUAGGGUUUUUUUUUUUUUUCAUUAUUAAAAAAUCCCACCAAGCGCGAGGCCGCUCCCGGGCGACAUGUCGACUGAUCUGAAGAUUGGCAGGAUUAACUUCAAAGGGUGUUUUUAAAAUGAAACAUUUAAAGGCGGUUCCCCAGUCCCCCAGCACAGCAGAAAGCCACCAGAGCCCCCCGGCCGGAUACAGCUGGGUUUAUCGCUGCUUGGUGUCUCCAGCUGCUGAAUCUGGCCCUCAACGUGCAGUUGACUCUCUGGUUUAGGGGGAUGUGUUGCAGAGCGGAGCUCUGUGGAAUGGAUGUAGGGAGGGGAGCUCCUGCUUGUUUCCCCAGCACGGCUGCCUCGCUGCACAAGGGAGCCCGGAUUUCUGAGAGCAGCGACAGAUCGGCCAAUAUUGGCAUUCGCUCUCAGCCUGAAGAAGUCCCCUGGCUACCGGGGCUAUGCCCAGACGGCCUCCCCGGCCCAGCACCCGCACUCUGCUUCCUCGCUGGAGGCUGCCGCUGGAGGAAUUGCCACAGCGCCAAGUGCCCAGCCAGCUGCUUGUGAGCAAGCCCCGUGCGGAGAUGGGGAAACUGAGGCACAGAGGUGGACAUGCUGCAUCCGAGGUGCACAGAGGGUAUGUGGCAGAACAAGGAUUCGAACCCAGGCCUCCUGAGUCCCAGCCAUUAAUCACUAGGCACCGUUCCCUGCCACCCGGGACAGCCACGAAGACUUUCCUCAUCCAUUGGCUGCACUUUCUCAUUCUGUUCAUAGGAAAAGUGCAGUCAGCACCAGACGUGGUAGCUCAUUUCGGGGAGGACGUCACCCUGAGCUGCCUCUUCCCAUCCCAGCCUGGGAUGAACCUCCAGCGUCUGACCCUCACCUGGCAGAAGGAGCGGGCGGGGGCAGAGGACCUGGUGGUUCAUAGUUAUUAUUACGGGAGGGAGCAGCUGAAGAAACAGGACAAGGCUUAUAGGAACCGGAUCCGUCUGGAUCCAGAGUGGCUGGCUUGGGGCGAUGCAUCCCUGACGCUGAGGGGUGUCCGCACCCAGGACGAGGGCGUCUACCUCUGCCACGUCACCUCGGAGCUGGGCAAGACGUCUGAACGCAGGGAGCUGAGAGUGGGAGGACUCCUGGGUCCCCCAGCCUCCUGCCUUGGGGUCCGCCUGGCUGUCAUCUGUGCCGCCUGCCUCUUCAUUGUCCUGCUGGCUGCUGCGUUUCUCUACUGUCUCCGCCAGGCCCCGGCUGGAUCCCGCUCCCGGAGGAAGGCUGAGGAGGAGGAGGAGCAGAAAGAGAUCUCUUGCCCAAUCCCAGCCAGCCCCACCGGCCACGAGCAGCCAGCCAGGGACAAGUCCUAGGGAUCGGCUGGGGCAGAGCUAGAGCCACCAUGAGCAAGAUCUAGCACCACCCAGGCUCCAUCAUCUCCCGGCAACUGAACCCCAGGGGAGCCAGGACAACCCCACUGCCCCAGCUCUACCAUCCGGCCGUGCCGCUCCGCCUGGUGCCCUUGACCCUGGCCAAGAGUUGGGGGACCCACAUCAUCCUCUAGCAGCAUCACCGCAGGGUCUCCGGCCUUCACCCUCCGCCCUAAGAAUCACGCACCAUCCAGGGCCUUUGUUUUCCAUCCAGGGCCCCCAACGCGACGCGCCCUCCCCCCGCCCCUGGCAACACCCCUCCUGGGAAUGGAGAGAGAGCUGCAGCCCCAGGCAUGAGAUGAGUGAAUGAGCCCAGCUGGGCUGCGGCAGAGCUGCCGGACUGGCCAGCUCGCGGGUUGGCGGAUGAGCCAGGGUUCUGCGUGUCAGCCCAGCGGCAGGUCCCUGCUGCCCAGUGCUUGUGCCCGCAGCUGUGAUCACUCCUCUGCCUGCCUUGGUCCGGCUCCCGCCCUGCUCUCGUGCCCGGAUUCUGACCCCUGGCUCCGGUUACUCAUCACUACAGUAGCUGAACGUCUGCAAAGUCGGUCUCUACACACCACAGUCACAGUUUGUUCUCCCAGCCUCUCCACAGACGGAGAAGUGAGUGCACUGGAGGCUCUUGUUUUGGUUGGGUGUCCUUUUUGGUUACUGGAAAUAGACCUGUUGCUCUGUGUUUACGUUGGAGAAGGCAGGCCCAAGAGCCCUGGGAGCAGACAGUGGUGAGGUUUCUAAUGUGCCUUAGUCACAGUGGCAGGCAGUUCCGCAGUCUCAGACCGCGCCUGGAGAAGGUUCUGGCUCCCGCACAGAUGAGCUUGACUCCUCUGGCUGAGAACCGCGCCAGCCAGAACAGCAGAGCUGUUGACCACAGGCUGCACCCCCGAGCUUUACAUGGGCUGUUGGAUAGGCUGGGCCUAGGCCAGGAAGUGCUGUGAAGAUAAUGACCGGUCACUCUCCUGCGGGAAGCCAGCGUAGGGAGCAGAGCAGAGGUGGGAUGGGCUCGUGGCAGCUUGUGCAGCUGAGGAGACGUGCUGCAGCGUUUGGUAUUCGUCGCAGUCCCUGUGUGCUGGAGGCCUCCCGCCCGGGCCCAUCGCGCUGCUGUCGUCUAGCCGGGAGGUGCCGAAGGUGGGGAGCACAGGUCGUCACCCGCCAGCACGGACGGAGCCUCCUAGCCAGCCGGAGAUGGCAGAAAGCGCCACGCGCGGCCCUGGGGAUGUGAGAGCCCAGCGUCAGCGAGGAAUCCCGGGGCGCUCCUGGACUAUGGGCUGGACUCGCCGGUGGGGGACGUGAACCUUCAAUCAAAGGCGGCUGCUGCGGGCUGCAAGCGUCCCUGAGUGCUCUCCUCUGCCCGCCUUGCUCGGGGGUCAGCGCCAGCCAGCUGCUCCCGUCCCAGAGCUGAGCUCGCCCAGCACGGGGCCAUCGGGGGGGAGGGGGCGGUGAAGGACAGGUCGAGCUGGGUGUCACCCGCUGGUUGCUGGCGCGUGAGUCUGUGGUGUCUGACCAGCUCCCCGGGUAGCUGCAUGGUGUCAAAACGGACCAGAGAGAGAACUGAUCCUGGCGGAGCCGCUCUAGCUGGGGCUCUGGGGCGGAGGAGCCGUUCCCCAUCGCUACUCAUUGGGCGUGUCCGUUGAGCAGUGGCGCAAGUAGAAAUAAUUUCUUGCUGUUACGCUGCACUCAUGGGAGGGACACAAAGGGCGGGGGGCAUGUGACCUCCUUGUGACACCCCCCCGUGACUCCUUCCUGCCCCGCCCCCAGCCCCGGCUCUGGCUCUCUCUGUCCCUUCCCCAUGAUCCACAUCCAUCCCACGUUACAUGGGGGGGAGGGGACUCUCUUCUCCUCCCGCUGCGCCAGAGGUUUCUGCUGGACUGACCCCAGGCUGGAGGACUCAGGAGA